UCCAAUUUAUGAUCUACAUUAGAACAAAUCAAAUUACUAAGCAUGGUUUCAAUUUCAAAUUAUUACCAAUUCAAUGAAUAAUUAUCAAAUUACCUUUGUUUUUGUUUUCAUAUUACUUUCUCCUAUUAAUAUAUCAACAUCGUUUGGCCUCUCUAGAGAAAAUGGUGGAAAUCCUAUUGUAGACUUUCUUUAUAGUUCAUGGGAUAGGGUUAAAUUCUUUUUGCAAGAGGCGCAGAGCAAUUUUUUACCACCCAAUUCGGAUUUUAGGUUACAAGAGAAAGUCAGGGACACUGAUUUUGAAACCGGUGGUUCACGCAAAAGAAUAAAAAUGGCAGCAAAGAAGAGCUUCGAAGAAGGGGAAGAAAUGAUGGAAAAAAUGGCUGAAUCUGUUGCCACGAUAAUGGACCAUGCAGUAUAUAAGGCAAAGGAUAAGGUGGAACAUAAACUGUAUCAUGGACAUGGGAACAAUGCCGAUGAACUCUAAAUUAAUACAUUUGUGUCAGCCUAUACAUAUAGUUACACACUUUUAAAAACUAGUUGUUGGACGGCGCGCCCCAAAUUAGUAAAAUAUAUUUUGUGAAAUUAUGAUUGAUGUAAUUAGUGAAAUUAUAAUUAGCGCACACAGUCCCCCCAAGAUAUAAAAAUCGCCGAUCAAAAUAAUGUCCAAAUCACGAGCCUAAU
Spinacia oleracea (spinach) is the source of this 681-nucleotide messenger RNA. RefSeq lists its product as uncharacterized. The transcript has 2 exons. Lineage: Eukaryota; Viridiplantae; Streptophyta; Magnoliopsida; Caryophyllales; Amaranthaceae. The record is from RefSeq and is a predicted model, not a curated record. Bases 74 to 484 code for a protein of 136 amino acids.